Effrenium voratum is the source of this 486-nucleotide messenger RNA. The record is from the annotation of a GenBank genome assembly. Lineage: Eukaryota; Dinophyceae; Suessiales; Symbiodiniaceae.
AUGUCCCUGUCCAAGACGCUUGUCGCCGCAACGCUUCUGAGCAUUGCGAACCUGUCCAGCCCGGCCUUUUCGGCCGACGAAUACAACACAUCCAGCGGCCUUACGGCUGCAGGUGCCCCGCUUGGCAUGCAUGGUGUCGAUCCCGUCACCUUCGUCAAUCUCGGCAACCGGAUUGACGGCGCGGCCCGUCACACGGCGGUUCACGACGGUGUGGCCUAUUAUUUCUCCUCCAAGGAGACCAUGGACAAGUUCACCGCAAAGCCGGCUGGGUACUUGCCGCAAAACGGCGGCUUCUGCACGUUCGGCGUUUCGGUUGGCAAGAAGUUCGACGGCGAUCCCCAGUUUGCGGCCAUCGUCGACGGCAAGCUCUAUCUCUUCCUGAACGAGGAGAUCUUUCGUGAAUUCCAGAAGGACGAGGCAGGGACCAUCGCCAAGGCCGACGAAAACUGGAAAAAGAUCCGCACAACCGCCGCCAAGGAUCUUUGA